GUGCACUGUAGUACACAUUUAGUUUUUGCUUAUAUCUCUCAUACUACACGUUCCACUCUUCUACAUCCUGAUGUUUCUUAAAGAGGACCACUGUAGCUUUAAAAUGAUGUCACAUGUGUGGGGGUGUGUCCUUGUCAACUCUCCUUUUCCUGCCUUUUCAAAAUGGCUGGCAUCCCGGCAAGCUCGUUUUAUGGAAGAAAUAAAGUAGCCAGCUCUUUGACAGAGGCAGAGAGAAUUCUUAACAGAAUCAUUGAGGGAGAUUCAGACAUAGAUCUUUCAGAAGAUGAGAGUCAAGUGAGCCAGACAGGAGAGGUUGAGAACUCAGAUGAGGAACCAGAUGAGGAUGACCUACAAGAUGCAGGGCCAGAUGUAGUGGACAAAGACACAGGGCUUUCUGAAGUGUACCGUCGUCCCAUUUGGUCCAAAACCAACAUGUUCAUGCCUGUUUUGGAAGAACACAGAUUUGCAGAUGAUGGGACCCUAAUGACCCGUAGCGAUUGGAGCCCACAGCAGUACUUCCAACAGUACAUUGACCAAAAACUAAUUCAGGACCUGUCCUUCUUCACCAAUCAGCGUAUGGUACAGGAUUCAGGGUCUAGUUUAAACACAACACCAGAAGAGAUCAAAACCUUUUUAGGAAUUUCCAUGUAUAUGGCAUGCCUUGGAUAUCCAAGAAUCAAAAUGUACUGGGCUGCCAAAACAAGAGUCGCAGUUAUAGCAGAUUCCAUGACACGUGAUCGUUUCUACAAGAUCAAGUCUUUGCUGAAAGUGGUCAAUGAUCUAGUUGUACCAGAAGACGAAAAGAAAAUGGAUCCCUUGUGGAAAAUCAGACCAGUUCUAAAGCGAGUCCUCCAAGGUUGCCUUGGCCUACCUAGGCCAACAAAGGUCUGUAUUGAUGAACAAAUUGUUCCAUUCACCGGCCGUUGUCCAGUUCGUCAGUUUGUGCCUGGGAAACCAAAUCCAACAGGAUUAAAGGUUUUCGUUCUUGCAAGUCCAGGUGGCUUGGUACUGGAUUUUGAAACUUACAUGGGAAAGAACACCUUCACUCAAGUUCAACAGAUGGGCAUAAGUGGAAAUGCAGUCCUGCGUUUGACUGAGACACUUCCCAGAGGAUCACUGGUCUACUUUGAUCGAUAUUUUACGACCGUCAAGCUUCUAGAUGCACUUCAAGAAAGGGGCUUGUCUGCUACAGGAACAAUUCAAAAGAAUCGAAUCCCAAAAGAGUGCCACUUCACUGCUGACAACAUCCUGAUUAAAAUACCAAGAGGAUCAUCAGAAAUGAUUGUACGGAGACCUGAAGAAAUAGCAAUCACCAAGUGGAUGGACAACAAGCCUGUUAUCAUGGCAUCAACUGCCCAUGGAGUUGAGCCCUAGGAUACCUGUUCCAGAUGGUCAAAGAAAGAACAGAGACAAAUCCAAGUCCCGAGACCUGCAGUAGUUGCAGAAUAUAACAUCAACAUGGGAGGAGUUGACAUGUGUGAUCGCAUGCUCAGCUUCUACAGAAUGUCCAGCCGGACCAAGAAGUGGACUGUUCGCACCAUGCUUCACUUCAUUGAUUUGGCCAUCACCAACUCAUGGCUUCAGUACCGACAAGACAGCCAGGCCUUGCAACGGGCUGCAAAGAACACCUCCCAGUAUCUGGAGUUCAAACUCCUCUUGGCAGAGGAACUAAUAACCGAGGGACAAACAUGUCAACAAGACCUGAAUGUUUCAAGUGAUGAAGAGUUCUCUCUGGAAAUCAAAAAAAGGAAGCCCCAUCCAGAUGAGACAGUAAGAAAAUAUGGUGCUGUCCACUUGCCUGAAAUGGUUAACAGUCCAAGGCCUUUCAGGUGCAGCAUGCCUGGGUGCAACAGUAAAACAUAUGUGAGAUGUGUGAAGUGCCAAAUGUUCCUCUGUGUCUCCAAAAAAUCACAGUGCUUCCUCAGAUAUCAUAAAUGAAUGAACUUUUGUGAAAUAGAAGUAUAAUCAGUCGUUCCUAGUUAAAUGGCCUACAGCUGGUUAAACUAAGUUCUCAGUUGAUCCAUGACCUACUUUUCUGAUAUUUUUAUGUAAAUAUUUUAAAUAUGUUUUGGUAUUCUGCUCACAAUGAUUUCAGUGGAGCUAUCAAUUUUCAUAGUCAGCUCUUGAAUUUUAUCAAUGUUUCACACUCGUGAUGAAUGAAGUCCUGUUGUGCACUGGAGUACACAUGUUGCAAAAUUUAAAGAAAAUGAGU
This is a messenger RNA of Archocentrus centrarchus (flier cichlid), 2212 nucleotides long. RefSeq names its product piggyBac transposable element-derived protein 3-like. Lineage: Eukaryota; Metazoa; Chordata; Actinopteri; Cichliformes; Cichlidae. The transcript has 3 exons. The record is from RefSeq and is a predicted model, not a curated record. Bases 163 to 1374 code for a protein of 403 amino acids.